AUGUCUCCUUUAAUGUGCUCACUUUCACAGUGCUCACAAAAUGUUUCCAAAAACAUUCAGGAAAUAUCCAAGAAGCUGCCAAAAUUACAAAGAAAUAAAACGUAUAAGACAUCCUCUCAUCGUAAUCUCUGUUAUCCGAUUUUCCUGCACAGGCGAGGAUUUCACAGUUCUUUGUUUCUUGCUAAAUCAGAUUCUAAUAAGCCUUCCGCUUGCAAGGAAAUGGAUGAACUCUGCAAACCGAUCGAGAUAAAGGAAGACUGUAGCAAACCUUGCAAGGAAAAGAGCGACGUUUGUUACCAAGAAAAGGUCAAGUGUGAUAAAUCACAGCGAAACAAGAAGACGAAACAAAAACACGAAACAAAGAUAGAGAAAAAGAUCAUGGAAUCCGAGUGUAAGAAGACUUGUCUGCCAAUAGGUAAGUGCGAACUGCCUCGAACUCUUCCACCACCGAAGAUGGAGUACGCAAAGGUAACGUGCGCCCCGCCGAAGUUUGCGAAGCUUAAAUCGUGUCCACAUCUGGAACACAUUCAGAAAGAUGAUGAAUUUGAUAAAAAAAUUAAACUGACUAAUCCCAAAAAGAAGAAAAUUUGUGCUCCACUUCCAUUGCCGAAGCCACCGAAUGCACCUAUUAUACUUUGUCCCUGUCCACCACCACCCAAACUACAUCCUGGCUCGUGUCCAUGCUAUGAGAUAAAAGCGUUAAAAGAGCGACCCCCGACACAACCAUGUCUGUUGAAGAAGAAAUAUCCCUGUCCCACUGACGUAUACUAUUGUCCUCCGCAAAAGAAGCCAUGCAAUCAAAUAAAACUUGAAUCUGAAAAAUGCGAACAUAGGAAGAAAAAGAAUACGUCGGCAUCUUGA
Acromyrmex echinatior (Panamanian leafcutter ant) is the source of this 861-nucleotide messenger RNA. Its product is annotated as keratinocyte proline-rich protein-like. The record is from RefSeq and is a predicted model, not a curated record. NCBI's taxonomy places the organism in Eukaryota, Metazoa, Arthropoda, Insecta, Hymenoptera, Formicidae.